GCGUCCCCGGUGCGCUCUGCGUUUGUCCGCUCAAUUAGCGGCUAAUUACAAGCUCGAGUCUGGACCGUGUGUGUGUGUGAGUGUGUGUGGCGUUCAUCACGGUGUUAACGACGUUUCCCGCCCUGCUGGACUCCUGGAGGUACAAACUGGCUUCAAAUCCAGCAGACAUGUCAGAGAACUCCGGCUGCGAGCUGGAGAUCGACGUGGAGAGCCUGGAGACGGAGAGCGAAGAGCUGGCCGACUCCUCCGAGCGCCCCGCCUCUCCGCGGCUCGGCCACGCCGCCUCAGAGGACGACUGCCCCGGCACCAAGAGCCGUGACAGGGCGGGCCCCAUGUGCGCGGGUGACCAGAGGAAACUGAGCCGCACGCCGAAGUGCGCCCGCUGCCGCAACCACGGCGUGGUGUCCUGCCUGAAGGGCCACAAGCGCUUCUGCCGCUGGAGGGACUGCCAGUGCGCCAACUGCCUGCUGGUGGUGGAGCGGCAGCGGGUGAUGGCGGCGCAGGUGGCCCUGAGGAGGCAGCAGGCCACAGAGGAUAAGAAAGGCGUAUCCGGGAAACCGAUUCCUGCAGAGAGGAGGACGAUAUAUCAGCGACACAUCCGACCGUCCACCAUGCUCGCCAAAAGCAUCCUGGAAGAUUACCCGCUGCAGCCGUCGCGAGGCGGCUUCGUGAUGUGGCCCCGUGGCGCGGCCAACCUGGGAGACGCUCUUCUGUACCAGCAGUGCCUGUUCAACGCCACGGCGGUGCAGAACAUGAAGCCCGGUGCUGUGUGGGAGCCCAAAGCGAUGCCCGCUGAGAGUCAGCCGCCAGAGCAGGAGGCCGCGCUGCUCGCCGCUAAACUGGAGGGAUCCCGAGCCGCCGCUCUGCAGGACUUAUCAGACCCUCAGAGGCCCGAUCCCAAACCUGCCGUCACCCAGGGGGAGCAGAGGGAGUGCUCGGCCUUCUCUCCUCCCAAGAGGAGCUUUGGACAAUCUUUCCCUAACCGCCCGCAUUCCCAGAACUCCAGCCAAGUCCUCAACAAGCUGAGCAAGGACAACGCUAAGCCUUCCAUGAAACUCAACUCCUUCCACUCCCUCAUCCAGCACUCGCUGAGUGAAAAAGCCAGCGGCGGGUCGGAGCUCAGAGCGCCGUACUGCAAGGAGCUGUUAGAGGAGGCGGCGCGCAAGUACAGGGAGAGCGCCGCCAAAGACUUUCAGGCGGUAAAACUCACAGACAGGUACGCCAAAGACUUCCUGUCCAAGCCUGUAGGGACCAAGACGGCGCCCAGCGAGUCUCUGUCCUUCUCCGUGGAGGCCAUCCUGAAACGGCCCACGCCCGCCAUAAGUCGAGCAUUCCACUGAAAUCCACGAGGUGUCCUUUGUUGCACUACAAACACGUCUCAGCAGAGAUCAGCUUCAGCUGUGGUUUUUGGGUCAAAUGUAAACACGAGCACUGCAUCGCAAAACAGACGGUGUGAUAUUUCUGUACAGUGUCGAAUAUUUCACACGCAUGUUUGAAUAACUUUAUUUGUGUCGAGUAUUUAAACACGAUGUCGAUGUUUCCCUCACGUCAAUAAACUUUAUAAGA
Neolamprologus brichardi is the source of this 1566-nucleotide messenger RNA. NCBI's taxonomy places the organism in Eukaryota, Metazoa, Chordata, Actinopteri, Cichliformes, Cichlidae. The record is from RefSeq and is a predicted model, not a curated record.